Molecule: messenger RNA, 1197 nt
Organism: Diachasma alloeum
Lineage: Eukaryota; Metazoa; Arthropoda; Insecta; Hymenoptera; Braconidae
Gene: Or23
Product: odorant receptor 22c-like
Exons: 7
Coding region: 1-1197 (398 amino acids)
Biological process (GO): detection of chemical stimulus involved in sensory perception of smell; sensory perception of smell
Cellular component (GO): plasma membrane
Molecular function (GO): odorant binding; olfactory receptor activity
Source: RefSeq, a predicted model, not a curated record
AUGAAAAUAGAUUUCGCGUACCUCUGUGGUUGGAACCAACUUGUUAUGGAUAUGUGUGGAUUUUGGCCCAAGCAUCAUUCAAAUUUCAUUCGCAAGAACUGGUACCUGAUAACUGCUAGUGUGAUCACGAUUGUUAUAAUCAUACCACGAUUCGCUGCAAUAUCUUUAUUCUGGAAUGAGAUCGAUGCAGUCGUCCAAUGCUUCUCGACUCAAUUAGUAUUCAUCACCAUGGUCUUUAAACUGUUGGUCCUGCAUUUCCAAAAUGAAGUUCUAAUUGAGUUGCUGACAACAAUGGAAGAAGAUUUUUCAAAAGAACUAACCAAGAUACAGCACACAGCAGUACUUAGAACUGCGAAAAUUGGCCGGAUAAUUUCCAUUUUUUUAAUCACCAGCAGCCUCUGUAAUGUCAUCGCUGGUGUCAUCGCGAUGAAAUUGUAUCAUUUGGACAGUCUUUACCUAAAAAAUCCUGAUCCCCGGUUAUCACUGGAUUUUUUUUGGGUAUCGUAUUUUCCAUUCAGUACGAAAAACAUCAUCAUUUAUAUACUUGUAAUGUCACUUCAAUUUUUUGCGUCUGCAAUCACUGGUUUCUACUUCAUCUUCGAUGGUUUCGUUGUAAUGCUUAUUCUCCAUAUUUGUGGACAACUUGAACUCAUCCAAAUAUCGCUGAAAUAUUUGGAUGAGGCUGUCACUGUGACUGAAGGGAGAAACUUACGGAUAGCGUUUGCAAGUAUUAUGGAACAACAUCAAAGAGCCCAUCGAUUUGUCAACAAUCUUGAACAAUCGUUCAAUUUGACGUGGUUUCUUGAACUGACCACCUGCACGCUGACCCUCUGCUUCCUGGGAUACAUAGUCCAAAAGCUUCUGCAUACAGACCAGUCAAGUAUCUUCCAAAUGGGUUUUCCAAUCUGCGCGGUACUUAGUGUCCUGAUGAAGUUUUUCCUCAACUGUUGGGCUGGCGAAUACCUCAUAUCACAGAGUUCGGAAAUUGGAUAUGCAUUCUAUCAAGCUGAAUGGUAUAAACUAUCGCCUGCUGAUGCCCGCUUACUGAUGAUGUUUGGUCAUAAGAAGACCCGCCCAUUCGCACUGAGUACGGCAAAAUUCUCAAUUUUAUCGCUCAGGCUCUUUGUCCAGGUAUUGAAAACUUCGGCGAGCUAUCUAUCAAUGCUGCUAGUAGUAGCGGAUCAACCAGACAAAUAG